Balaenoptera musculus (blue whale) is the source of this 2381-nucleotide messenger RNA. RefSeq names its product potassium channel tetramerization domain containing 8 (gene KCTD8). The record is from RefSeq and is a predicted model, not a curated record. Gene Ontology annotation, molecular function: protein binding. Lineage: Eukaryota; Metazoa; Chordata; Mammalia; Artiodactyla; Balaenopteridae. The coding region runs from base 84 to 1493 and encodes 469 amino acids. The transcript is spliced from 2 exons. Gene Ontology annotation, biological process: protein homooligomerization; regulation of G protein-coupled receptor signaling pathway.
CGCCACCGGGGGUGCAGGGCGCGGGUUUCGGGAAGGAGAAAGUGCGGCUCUCCAGGGUCACUUGCCCAGCGGCGGGGCGGACCAUGGCUUUGAAGGACACGGGCAGCGGCGGCGGCACCAUCCUGCCCAUUAGCGAGAUGGUCUCCUCGUCCAGCUCGCCCGGCGCGUCGGCAGCCGCCGCCCCGGGGCCCUGCGUGCCCUCGCCCUUCCCCGAGGUGGUAGAGCUGAACGUAGGGGGCCAGGUCUAUGUGACCAAGCACUCGACGCUGCUCAGCGUCCCGGACAGCACUCUGGCCAGUAUGUUCUCGCCCUCUAGCCCCCGGGGCGGCGCCCGACGCCGGGGCGAGCUGCCCAGGGACAGCCGGGCGCGCUUCUUCAUCGACCGGGACGGCUUCCUCUUCAGGUACGUGCUGGAUUAUCUGCGGGACAAGCAGCUCGCGCUGCCGGAGCACUUCCCCGAGAAGGAGCGCCUCCUGCGCGAGGCCGAGUACUUCCAGCUCACCGACCUGGUCAAGCUGCUGUCGCCCAAGGUCACCAAGCAGAACUCGCUCAACGACGAGGGCUGCCAGAGCGACCUGGAGGACAACAUCUCGCAGGGCAGCAGCGAGGCGCUGCUGCGCGGGGCGGCGGCCGCAGCGCCCUCGGGUCCCGGAGCGCACGGGGCUGGCGGCGCACCGGACAAGCGCUCCGGCUUCCUCACGCUCGGCUACCGAGGCUCCUACACCACGGUCCGUGACAACCAGGCGGACGCCAAGUUCCGGCGCGUGGCGCGCAUCAUGGUGUGCGGACGCAUCGCGCUGGCCAAGGAGGUCUUCGGUGACACGCUCAACGAGAGCCGCGACCCCGACCGGCCGCCCGAGAAGUACACGUCCCGCUUCUACCUCAAGUUCACCUACUUGGAGCAGGCGUUCGAUCGCCUGUCUGAGGCCGGCUUCCACAUGGUGGCGUGUAACUCCUCGGGCACCGCCGCCUUCGUCAACCAGUACCGCGAAGACAAGAUCUGGAGCAGCUACACGGAGUACAUCUUCUUCCGACCAUCUCAGAAAAUAGUGUCACCUAAACAAGAGCAUGAAGAUAGGAAACAUGACAAAGUCACAGAUAAAGGAAGUGAGAGUGGGACUUCCUGUAAUGAGCUCUCCACUUCCAGUUGUGACAGCCACUCAGAGGCAAGCACUCCCCAGGACAACCCACCCAGUGCCCAGCAGGCGACAGCUCACCAACCUAACACCUUAACAUUGGAUCGUCCUUCCAAAAAAGCACCUGUGCAAUGGAUGGCCCCACCAGACAAACGCAGAAACAGUGAACUCUUUCAGACACUCAUCAGCAAAUCCCGGGAAACCAAUCUUUCCAAAAAGAAAGUCUGUGAGAAGCUGAGUGUGGAAGAAGAAAUGAAAAAGUGUAUUCAGGAUUUUAAAAAAAUCCACAUUCCAGAUUAUUUUCCAGAGCGCAAACGCCAGUGGCAGUCUGAACUGUUACAGAAGUAUGGGUUAUAGUAAUUAUCACAUUCCUGCAGUAUUUCAAUGACGUUCAGUGUUUACUACGGUGUCACCACCUGACUGUGUACUAACAAUGGUCAGUGUGAUUCUUGCUGCUCUUCCUUUUUGUGAACAGUGGAUGUGGGACAGUAUUUUCUUUCAUUCUUUUUGUUGUUGUUGUUGUUUUUAGAAAUAUGAUUUUUAAAAAAGAAGACUAAUAAAUGUUGAAUCAAAUGGUGUUCCUGAUUCAAACCAUUUUGCAAGAAUGAAAGUAAAACGUGCAUGACCAAGAAGCUUAGGAUCUUGAUUUUUGAACUGUGGUCAUGUUUGUCAUUUUGUAACUCACCAAAAACAAAUCAUCAUAUCACUCCAAAUAAAGUGACAACAUGGAUGAAGCCACAUCAAGUAAAAUGUUAGAUCAUGGUUUUGGGACCCAAAUCCAAAACUGUUUAAAUGUUAAUGCAAUAAAACAAGUAUUACUUUUGCAUGAGCACAGUGUUACAAAUAAUUCGCAAGAUGUAGGGAAGAUUUGUUUGCUGCUUGGAAAGAAAAAAAUUAUGAAAAAAUAGCAAAAAAAAAAGAGAAAGGUUCAGGCAAAGCCUAUAGAUGUAAGCUGUCUAGGAGAUUGAAUCUUAUUUGUUCUGGAUCUGUGAUUUUUUUGUGUAUGUGUAUGGUGUUCUGUAUGUUAAGAUGAUGUAAAUAUGCCUUAUAAUCUUGUGUUAUGACACUGACAUUCAUCUAUUAAUGCUAGUCAUGAUUAUUUCUGUGAAAUGAGUCCUUACAUCAGGCUGUGAAAAUUGGUAUAAUGAUGCUCUGAAAGAUUUGACUAUAAUGUUAAUCAAAAUAAUUGAGGGAAAUAGUAAAGAGCUUUAUGUAUUUAUUUUAAAAAAGGAAAAUAUAUAAGAA